UUGUCAAAACGAACAAAGCUGCAUUACUAUCAUAUUUGAUGUAGAUUUAGUUCUUGCUUUCAAGUUAAUUUAUAUUGGUUUUAAUAUGUUGCAAUUAAAGGAUAGAAAUUCUUUGAACCUUGAAGGAUACACGAUAAUAAUACCCAGUAUAUGUGUGGGAAAUGCGGCACAACUGGCUUGUGAUUUGUUGAUAGCAUCGAAAAAAAUGCGACGAGUGGGAAAUCUUAUGCAUCCAGCAUUGAUUCCUGUUUUUGGCCCAUCAGCUUACCAACAUGAUCCGGAAGAAAGGGUCGCUGCUUGUGAAAUAUAUGAAUGUACUGCCAAUAAAUUGGUCGUUUUUCAAUUUCGAACUCCUCUCAUAUCACGUCAUUCACAGAGUCUACAUAAUUACAUAGCGGAGUUAGUACGUCCUGCUGAGAGAGUGGUAAUACUCAGCGCAAGUUUCGGUUUCGAGAAACGUGAAAUAGGUACUUCGCCAUAUGAAUACUGCGUUUCCAAUAGCUUUCGUGAAAAUCAUGAAACUCAAUUAGCUAACGUAAAAUGGAUGGAAUUCAAAGGAAAUACAGUGUUUGGUGGAGGCAACGGCUUACAAUUAUAUCGCUUAUUAGAAGAAAAACAAGUUCCUGUAAUGUUGCUUUUUCGGUAUGUUCUCGAAGGCGAUAAUUCGACGGAUGCUACGCUCAUAAUCCGAGAACUAAACGAUUUGUGUUCGAGCUUUUUACGAUUGGAAGUAGAAGAUAAAUCCAUAAAGCUAAUUGUUCCAGUAUCAUGGAAAUUACUGUUUGGAAACGACGUAACUUCUUUGAUUUUCUAGUUUAAAAUUUUGUUUAUAUUUAUUUUAAGGUGUGUGUUAAUAUAUUUUUUGAAAUACUUUGCUUUUUUCGCAUUAUACUAAAUUACACGCAUUUGUAGGGAUACAAUAAAAUAUGAGGCAAUUUUAGGACUUACCUUUCUUUAAAAUAUGUUUGGAUCGAUAAGCAGGAAAUGUUUUUGGGGAAUCAUUUUGAAUUUACAAAUUUGGUCGAUUUACGCUUAGUUCCCUUUCACUUGCUUAGAUCCAGUUCAUGUAGUUUAUUAAUGUAAUGGGUUAAGGAUAUUACAAGCAAAUAAACAAUGUCCAACCAUUAAACAUA
This is a messenger RNA of Bactrocera tryoni, 1133 nucleotides long. Its product is annotated as proteasome assembly chaperone 2. Gene Ontology annotation, cellular component: cytosol; nucleus. Bases 86 to 814 code for a protein of 242 amino acids. The transcript has a single exon. Lineage: Eukaryota; Metazoa; Arthropoda; Insecta; Diptera; Tephritidae. Gene Ontology annotation, biological process: proteasome assembly. The record is from RefSeq and is a predicted model, not a curated record.